CCUAGACUAUGCGGGAAAUAACAUUCAGGCACAACACCGUUAGACGGGCACUCUUGUCGCUCGAGUGAACAAAGCUUCUGGCGAGGACUUGCCGUUGUAUUGAAGAGGUGUGCGGCAGAGGUUGCUUCAGUUCUUUGCCGUCUAUUCUAGUGUUAGAAUCAAAAUAAUGAAAUUACGGACGUUAAUUUUUGACAGACAAAUUUAGUAAAUACAACCCCGACCGCCCACGGUCGGCACGCCGGUGGUCGAUCGAAGCCAGUCUGUGCGUACCGCUCGAAUAGUACGGAGCCUGUCGUGGUCUGUGUUUUGCUAGUUGUCUUAUCUUAUCACCAAAAUUCUAUCAUCGGAAGUGGAAUUGAAUCUGCGUCCACGCUGUAAAAGAUAAGUAAAUAAAUAAAUCAUCAUGGAAGGGCUUGGUGCUAGUACCUCAACCAAGGAUUUUCUGACGGAGCUAGUUAAGGCUCUCAAAUGA
Acanthoscelides obtectus is the source of this 472-nucleotide messenger RNA. NCBI's taxonomy places the organism in Eukaryota, Metazoa, Arthropoda, Insecta, Coleoptera, Chrysomelidae. The record is from the annotation of a GenBank genome assembly.